Messenger RNA from Sycon ciliatum, 3428 nucleotides. RefSeq names its product centrosomal protein of 120 kDa-like. Gene Ontology annotation, biological process: centrosome cycle; positive regulation of centriole elongation; interkinetic nuclear migration. NCBI's taxonomy places the organism in Eukaryota, Metazoa, Porifera, Calcarea, Leucosolenida, Sycettidae. The record is from RefSeq and is a predicted model, not a curated record. Gene Ontology annotation, cellular component: centriole; centrosome.
CACAGAAGAGGCUGAUUCAAAAAUGUAUGGUAGUCUGGCAGAUGAUCCAAGCAGUGCAUGAAAGUAGUUAGUUCUUUGUUGUUCUAUUCGUGUGGCCGAGGCUGCGCCAGUCUGCUGUUGACGGACACUGUUGGCACUCCUGGAGAAGUACUCGUCGUGUUGGCGAAAUGGCCGCAGUGGACCAAGAAGAUUCACCGUGUUUGGUUGUUGUUGGUGUGUUUGAAGGUCGUAACUUUCCGCGCCGUCCUCAGCACCGCCUGGUCGUCGAAGCACAGUUUCACGGCGAGCGUUUGUCCAGCGAAGGAGUAUGGCACGAACCGAAGCCGCAGUUCUACACGGAGCUGGCCUGGGAGAUGACACGCCGCAGCUUACAUCAGCACAAGUUGAAACGCACACCGGUGAAGCUGGCUUGUUUUGCCGUUGACACGCUGAGCAAUCGCCGCGAAGCCAUCGGUUACUUUAUGCUGGACCUACGUACAGUGCAAACUAGUGUGUCGACGGAGGCGCGUUGGCACACGCUACAGAGCUGCAAGUACGCGCAGAGCAAGGCACAGCUGCGUGUCGUGAUGGACUUGGAGGUGGACGGGCAACGGGCACACCACGCUACCGUACACGAGCAUGCAGCCGCAGCACACAACAGACCAGGUGCUGCAGGCGCUGGGAAGAAGACACGUGGAAGUGGCCAGCAGCGUAGCGCUACUGCUGCUGGUGUUGCUGGAAAGAAAACCAAUCGUCGCUUAUUAGGCGGUGAAACAUCAACCGCCGCUGGUCAUAGUAGGCAUGCGGCUGACGGUGCAACAACGGCUGCGUUUGAUCCUAGUGCUGGUCUUCCUCUAGCGCGAUCACCAGCCACCCUAACUUCCGUGCUGGACGAGGAGGAAGGCUGUUUUGUGAUACCGCCGUUGUUCGAACAUGAGAACGUUGAGUUGUUCUUGCUCUCUCUCACCAUCACAUCGGGCAGUAAUCUUGCCCAGCUUGUGCCACAUGCUCAGUCUGGCGUACCAUCCUAUCACUUCUACUUUUCACUGCUAGGCAAUGACAUAACGAUGGAAACGUUUUCUAGCCUCGUCCGGUUUGAUUUCAAGGCAGAGAAGGCGACGGUCAGGCUAAAAAGUUCUUUUGAGACUCUCGCAGUGUAUCUAUCGGCACAGAAACCUGUCAUGAUCCACCUGUGCUGUGGCAAGCAGUCUCUGGGCUGUGCUGUGAUAGAGCUUGCACCACUGCUCAACUACGACUCUGCCGCGCUUAAUGCGCGCGGCAUGGCACUCAGCCAGUCUUGCAUACUGCAUAGCUUGGAUCAGACCGUCACGUCCUUGACUGACGAAGAGAAGCCGGCCAUCGAUGUCACUCUGUCGCUAUCACCAGAGAAUGAUCCCCUACCCAGUACACAGCAGGCAAUCAGUCGUCCACGUCUCUCCUCCGACAGCUAUACACCGGGCAGCACAGCAUCACUGAUAGCAUCAGCACCAGCAUCAUCGUCAGCAGCAGGAGCAGCAGUAGCAUCUCAACCCAGAGAACAAGAACAGGCUGAACAGCAACAGCAAUGGCAGCGUCAGUUAUCAGAGCAUGGUGGUGGUGAUAACGAAGCAACGCUCCCACCGCCGGCCGCAAGCGACGGAAUGGCACAGCUGGCAAGGAGUCCACCGCGGUCAGCAGCUGGCACGCUGACGGCAGAGGAAGCAGCGCCAGUAGCUAUUAGCAGUGGCGGUGGAGGCGCUGCCGUUGCUACGACCACAUCCAUACCUAAUCCAGCUUCCGGUGGUGAUGACGGCCAUGAUUCCACGAUGAUGUCCGGAAGGAGCGACCUCUCCUCAGUGUCUCAAUCUUCUUUCUCAUCUCAGACUUCAUCGCAGCCUGAUGUGAAUGGCCCUGCUCCUGCUGCUGCUACUUCUGGUGCAGCAAUGAGCCAUACUGUGCAGUCUACAUCUGCAAGGACCACUGGAGCCAUCCACAGUCAGCCGGCAGCACACCACUCUGGUGUUCUUGCACCAUCACAGCAAGCAGCACAUGACGCAGUUUCCGAUGCACUCCAUCCUGUAGCCGCACGGUCAACAUCCCCGACAUCGCCACCUCCUGCUCCGGUGCGUGCUGCCGCAUUCUCCAGCUCUGUGGCCCCGACCACUUCACCGCUGUCGGCGUUUCGCGUUCAGCCCACCACUCAAGGAACGGCGAGCUCUGCUGCGGGAACAACAGCCCAGCCCGCUGCACAGCAGCCUGUAGCCGUGGCAACCCACAGAGCAGGUCAUACAGCCGCGGUAGCACAAGCAUCAGCUCAGUCUCACUUGUCAACAUCUGAUCAGCACAGGCAUCCUCAGCAGCACCGUCCCUAUCAACAGCAACAGCAGCAGCAGCAACAGUACACACAUGAUCACCAUCAUCUGAGCUACCAGCACAGCUCGGCAGGUAUUCCUGCACCUAAUGCUGCUCUUGGCACAGUGCAUUCCACAAUGACAUCAGCGAGUGAUGCCGAUGACAUCAUGCAAUGGCUGGCUGACCAGCGGCCGCAUCACUUCACCGUGGCUAUAGACCUACGCAGUGUGAAGGAUGUGUCUUUACCGCACAUCACAAGUCCAGCAUUACAACUUAGAUACUGCAACCCGUUCUUCAGCAGUACAUCACCCAUCACCACUGAUCCUCCGCUGGUCAUCGCCAGCUCACCAGCGGGGGUGCCCAGUGGCAGUGAAUACUUUCCACGCAAGUCCUUCUGCACGUUUGACUUUGCCGCUCUACCGUCACAGUUCAACACACAGUGCAGCAGUUCUCCUAUCCUGGUAGAGGCGUGGCAUUGUGUGGACGCCGUGGCAACUAAACUGCUGGGCACUACCCGACUGCACGUCAGAAACGUUCUGCAACAACCACAACAACCGGUUCAGUCUGGUGGACGUGUCGGGGGUUGGAGACGUGCCUAUACUUCAGACUAUGAUGUGCUUAGUUUAGACAGCCCAGCAGUACGUGUGUUCAGUCUCUGCGCCAGUGUGUCAGUGGAAGACCAUGGCCCAGUGCAUCUUGAGACAAGCAGUCGCAGUCCCGUCACCGCUGCUACACUGGGUGGCCAUGUCACACCGGCAACUGGCCGAGUAUCGCCCACACCUUCAACAGCUACUGUCGUGCUGUCUAGAGAGAAUGCUGCUCCUGGUGCUGGCGCUACUCAUCAUGCCACAUCACUGGAAGCAGCAGAAGAAGAGCAGUCACAGAAUCAGCCGUAUCACCAGCCGCUGUCACAUUUAUCCACCUCCAUCGCGCCCGACCAAGUAGCUGACCGGGACUCAGCUGCUUAUCAAGCUGCUCUCCAGCUGGAAUUGUGGAAAGCUGCGGAAGAGGAGAGGUUCCGUGAGACUCUGGAAGCUCGUAAGAAGCAACAGCUGCAACUUCUCGCCGAGGAAUGGAAGAGGAGAGAUCUGGAAAGGGAAAUGUCUGUCACUAAAAAG